GAGAUGCUCUGAUCUGAGUUAGGAGACAAGACACCCGCCUCUGAAGAACCAGCGGACCUUGUCCCUUGGGAGGGUAGCCUUGGGGCUCCUUUCCACGCAAGAGUUUACUCCUAACCCGUCAAGAAGCUACUUGUCCAGUUCUCAAUAUCAUUCAGAUCUGAGCGAUCUUCUUCCUCCCCAAUGGAGAACGCUUAUGCUAGAUCAGUACCCGAGGUUCUUGAGUUUUUCGGAGUGGAACUAUCUAAAGGUCUUACAGAUUCACAGGUUGCACGACAUGCUAGAUUGUAUGGAAGAAAUGUGCUGCCUCAAGAGAAAAGUACCUCUUUCUGGAAGCUUGUUCUGAAGCAAUUCGAUGAUUUGCUGGUUAAAAUAUUAAUUGUAGCUGCCUUCGUUUCGUUCUUUUUGGCAUUGGCUAAUGGAGAGACAGGGUCAUCGGCUUUCUUGGAGCCUACUGUUAUCUUGAUGAUAUUAGCUGCAAAUGCUGCUGUAGGGGUAAUCACAGAAACAAAUGCCGAAAAGGCUCUUGAGGAACUACGUGCCUACCAAGCUGAUGUUGCUACUGUUCUUCGUAGCGGCUGCUUUUCAAUAGUACCAGCUACAGACCUUGUCCCUGGGGAUAUUGUUGAAGUCAGUGUGGGCUGCAAAGUUCCAGCAGAUUUGAGAAUGAUAGAGAUUUUGAGCAAUCAACUGCGUGUUGACCAGGCAAUUCUUACUGGUGAAAGCUGCUCCGUAGAGAAAGAGCUUGAUGCAACAACUACUACCAAUGCAGUGUACCAAGAUAAGACGAACAUCCUUUUCUCAGUUGACAACAGCAAGAUACAGUUUUGGGAGACGCUUGAUGAGGUGAUGGGCAGUAUCUGCAGGAUUGGAUUUGGUGAUAGGAACGCAGAAGGGGUUUCACUUUUGCAUUUUGCUGGAGCAAGUGAUUAGGAGGAUCACUUGGUUAUCUUUGUUAGCAGACUGGGGAGGACACAAAUCGAUUACUUCCUUCUGUGUAUGUGUGACCAGGUGCUUUGUAAGGACA
Molecule: messenger RNA, 1024 nt
Organism: Cuscuta campestris
Lineage: Eukaryota; Viridiplantae; Streptophyta; Magnoliopsida; Solanales; Convolvulaceae
Source: the annotation of a GenBank genome assembly